This is a messenger RNA of Clarias gariepinus (North African catfish), 2079 nucleotides long. RefSeq names its product transmembrane protein 121Ab (gene tmem121ab). The record is from RefSeq and is a predicted model, not a curated record. The coding region runs from base 373 to 1323 and encodes 316 amino acids. The transcript has a single exon. Lineage: Eukaryota; Metazoa; Chordata; Actinopteri; Siluriformes; Clariidae.
UUGUGCAUUGCUUCAAACUGGAAUUAUUACAUCUCCUCAAGAAACAAAGGAUCUCUUUUGAAAAAAGAAAGCCUGAAUACACUCUUCCUAUCUUUAGGACUGACUUUUUCACACCAGAAGUAUACUUCAGCAAGAAAACACAGACCUGCAAAGCCACUUAAGGAUUACGGAGUGAAGACGGAGAGCUUUUCAAUUUAUAGUAACGUAAUUACGCCUGGAGGAAAACAGCUUUUGCACAAAAGGAAAGAGAGCUCUUUACAUAAAGUAGCUAGGUACCCGGUAAAUGAAAAGAGACUCUAUUUUGACCCAGAGCUAGUGUGAAAAAAGGGGCAACAUAGCAGUGAGUCAGCGUUAGUGGUGGUGGCCCUCGCCAUGGUGCUACCACCACCAGAUAAACGGCACGUCUGUCUCACCACCAUUGUCAUCAUGACCAGCAUGGCCUUCAUGGAUGCCUACCUGGUGGAGCAGAACCAGGGGCCACGCAAGAUUGGCGUCUGUAUCAUCGUCCUGGUCGGGGACGUGUGUUUCCUCAUAGUGCUCCGCUACGUGGCUGUGUGGGUGGGAGCUGAGGUACGGACAGCACGCCGUGGCUACGCCAUGAUCCUGUGGUUUCUCUACAUCUUUGUUUUGGAGAUCAAGCUCUAUUUUGUCUUCCAAAACUGCAAGGCUGACCGCAAAAGUCUGGAGACCGUAGCAAGAAAAGCUCUGACUUUACUCCUCUCUGUAUGCGUACCAGGCCUCUAUUUAGUCCUGGUGGCACUUGACAGCAUGGAAUAUGUUCGGACGUUUAGGAAGAAGGAGGAUAUGAGAGGAAGACUCUUCUGGGUUGCUUUGGACUUGCUGGACUUGCUUGAUAUCCAGGCAAACCUGUGGGAACCCCAGCUAACAGGUCUUCCCAUUUGGGCAGAAGGGUUGAUGUUCUUCUACUGCUACAUUCUUCUUUUGAUCCUACCAUGUGUGUCAUUAAGUGAGAUCAGUGUACAGGGAGAAAAUGUGUCACCGCAGAAGAUGAUGCUCUACCCCAUGCUCAGCUUGGUUACAAUCAACGUGGUCACCAUCCUUAUACGCGGCGUUAACAUGGUGCUCUUUCAGGACAGCCGGGUGUCCACCAUCUUCGUUGGCAAGAAUGUGGUGGCAAUAGCCACCAAGGUGUGUACCUUCCUGGAGUAUCGGAAACAGUCUCGAGAAUUCCCAGCACGAGAAAACGCAGCCGGUAUUCCAAUGGAGAUCCAGCAGAACUCUGUGGGACAUGGACAGGCUCUGCCCAAUGCAACAAGCCUCCCACAUGAACCAACGCCAGUGCAGGAGAUUAUCGACACAUGACCAAGUAACCAAUGAGAAUCGAGUCUUCACGGCUCCAACCUGGCACAGUUCUACCAUUUGAUGAAUACACAAAAAAGAGGGGACUUGUUGUUAUUACUGUUUCAUGUCUGAGUAUGUGGACUGGUUUUCAACUCGGACAUACUGUAUGGAGGACCGCAACAUACAUAAAGCAAGCAGAAAUUUUAAGGUGCAGAACAGAAAAACAGAUUUCUACUGACUAAGCUGGCAUAUUUUGCCAGAUUUUCUCUCUGUAAAUGGCUGAAAACAUCAAAUCAACUUGUUUUCCUUUUAAGAACAUUUGUGAGUGUGGGAUUUUUUCUAAUGCUGCAUUUCUUGCUUCGUACCUGAUCCACCAGAUAUCAGCAUAUCUCUAAAUCGGUUCUUGCAAAGGACUUUUGAUAGGUGUAGGAUUAAAAAAAAAAAAAAAAGGAAGCAAUUAUUGAUUUACAACUGAAACGAAACUCUUUUGGGAAUGUCUGUUUAUUGUUAGAAUGAGAUUUUUAACAAGUGGCUAGUAAUUGACAGUGUUCAAUUGCUGCAGCAAUUAUGACUUGUGGUUGUGCAUCUGGAGAGCGUGUGAGUGAGGGUGAGGUUUAGAUAAUGAUGAUAGAGUGAAAGAGGGCCUUUGGCAACCUCAGCACAGAGAGUGAGAUAAAAAAAAAAAGAAAUUCAACCAUUAUCAUGUAUAAUCUAUGUACAUUCCCUCACGAAAAGCCUUGAAAGACAGUGAAUGCAUUCACAGAGCUUAAUUUGUUA